AUGGCCACAGCACAUUACGCGCAUGCACCUCAACAAACCCUUCAGUAUGGUUACAUGCCACCACCCUCGCCUCCAAUGGACGAUACGGCAGCAAAAUGCUCUCUCCCGUCCAUCUCGAAUCUCUUGGGGCUAGCAGACCAAGGAUCGCCGACCUCAGAGACCUCGCCCCAGUCUCAGCAGCAGCAAUGUAUGAUGAGCAGCUCGUGGUGGGACGUUGGACCAGACGCUGACGACUCAACCCCAGCACAAACAUGCAAGCCCGAAACACGGCCCAACUCUUCGCACUACGGCAACCCGGCAGUGCUCCGGGCAUCUCUGCCGCCCAGUCCCCCAAUGUCCUCGGAUGCAUCUUUUGAGGGAUUCAACUCGCCGUCGACCAGGUCGGUGGGACAAGUAUCGAAUUCGUCGAACUAUUAUUUUGAGACGACACCGCCGGUCCAGUUGGAUGCCGAUUCAAGACAGGUGACGGCUGCUGCUACGGUGCCACGAGUCUCAGUCCAAACCUCGUCUUAUCAGCCGCAAUUCGCCGGCCCCUCUACGUAUAUGAGCCAGCCGGCCAUGACGUCGUACUAUCCCCCAAUUCAGACGGCAUCGACCCCGCAGUCCCAAAUGUCUGGUCUUUAUUACCAGCGCCCUCUUCCUCAAACUUUUCCUCCGCCACUGCCCGUGUCCGUAACGCUCGCCCCGUCGGCGGGCAACCCCUGGCAGCACCACCACUACAUCGCCCCUUCGGCGUCGACUUCCUUCCCGCAGAGCCAGGACCGGUACAUCUGCCAGACUUGCAACAAGGCCUUCUCGCGGCCCAGCUCGCUGCGGAUCCACAGCCACUCCCACACGGGCGAGAAACCCUUCAAGUGCCCCUUUCCCGGUUGCGGCAAGGCCUUCAGUGUCCGCAGCAACAUGAAGCGGCACGAGCGUGGUUGCCACAACUACGACAGCAGCAGCAGCGCCGCCGUCAGCAACGCCAGCGGGAGCAGAUCCUGA
Messenger RNA from Parathielavia appendiculata, 984 nucleotides. RefSeq lists its product as uncharacterized. Gene Ontology annotation, biological process: regulation of transcription by RNA polymerase II. Gene Ontology annotation, molecular function: DNA-binding transcription factor activity, RNA polymerase II-specific; RNA polymerase II cis-regulatory region sequence-specific DNA binding. Bases 1 to 984 code for a protein of 327 amino acids. The transcript has 2 exons. Lineage: Eukaryota; Fungi; Ascomycota; Sordariomycetes; Sordariales; Chaetomiaceae. The record is from RefSeq and is a predicted model, not a curated record. Gene Ontology annotation, cellular component: nucleus.